AUGUCAAUCAAUCUUAACAAAUUAUUGGAGGAAUUUAAAUUCGAUUCCUAUGACUAUUCCCAAUCCGGUCCAAUAGAAUGGAGAUUAGUCGUCAAAGAAGGUCGUCAACGUUGGAUUCCAUUCCCACAAUCUUUAUUAAAACAAUCGGGAGAAGAACAAUCAAAUGUUGAUAAACACUUGUUAAACAAGCCUUCAAAUUUUGAAGAUCCAAUCACUUAUAUUAAUAAUCAUCCUCUUGUUGUGGGUACAACAUCAAGUAAUAUUAGUUCCACCAAUGAUGAUGACCAAGCAACUACUAAUGCCGAUAAUGAUGACAAAUUAAAAUACAUCUUUAAUAAGAGUAAUAAUUAUAUAAUUAAUUUAGAUGAACAUCAAGUUGAUGCUAGUAUAUUGAAAGCUAUUGAUUUCUAUUCUAGUGUUCAAACACAAGAUGGACAUUGGGCCGGAGAUUAUGGUGGUCCAAUGUUUUUAUUACCUGGUAUUGUGAUUGUGUUAUAUAUUUGUCAAAAGAGAUUACCUAAACCAUUUGAAUAUGAAAUUGUUAGAUACAUCUUGUCUAAACAAAAUCAAGAUGGAGGUUAUGGACUUCAUAUUGAAGGUCACUCAACCAUUUUUGGUACAGUUUUGAAUUAUGUUGCAUUGAGAUUGUUGGGUGUUAGUCCAGAUCAUUCAUGCAUGAAAUUAACAUUGGAAUUCCUUAGUAAGGAACCUGCUAACGGUGCUUUGGGAGCACCACAAUGGGCUAAAUUAUAUUUAUGUUGUUUGGGUUUGAUGGAUUGGGAUUGUAUUGAUCCAAUUCCAUGUGAAUUAUGGUUAUUACCUGAUUGGUUCCCAUAUAUUCAACCAGGUAAAUGGUGGUGCCAUUGUCGUGUUGUUUAUUUACCAAUGGCAUACUUGUAUGGUAUCAAGAAGGUUUAUGCCAAUGCUGAAACUGAUCCAAUUAUUUCACAAUUGAGAAAUGAAUUAUACGAUCAAGUCUCCAAGACAAGUUAUCAAAAUCAACCUUGGUCAAAGUAUAGAUCAUAUGUUAAUCCACGUGACAAUUACCAUCCAUUCACUCAACUCUAUUCUAAAUUUGCUAGUGUUUUGACUGUUUAUGAAAAGUAUAUUAAUUUCUCAUUCUUGAGAAAUGCUUCAUUGAAGAAGUGUAUUGAACAUAUCAAAUAUGAAGAUAGUGUCACCAAUCAUAUCUGUAUUGGUCCUGUCAAUAAGGUAUUGAACAUGUUAUCAGUAUUUUUCAGUGACGGAUCAGAUAGUGAACUUUUCAACAAACAUUUAGAUAGAGUUUAUGACUAUUUGUGGUUAUCUGAUGAUGGUAUGAAAUUCCAAGGUUAUAAUGGUUCUCAAUUGUGGGAUACUGCUUUUGCUUCUCAAGCUAUUUGUGAAUAUUACAAGAGAUUCAAGAACCAAGAUAAUCAAAUUUCAUGUCAAGGAUCAUUUAAGAAUGAGCAUUUGAAUUCGCUUUUGAAUGCUUACAACUUUAUCAAUUUCACUCAAGUCAAGGAAGACGUUCCAAAUAGAAUGGAAUAUUAUAGACAUCAAUCUAAGGGUGGUUGGCCAUUCUCUACACGUGAUCACGGUUGGCCAAUUUCUGACUGUACUGCUGAAGGUUUGAAGGCUGUUUUGACCUUGUACGAUUUUGAUGAAUUAAUUCUCAGUGAAGAAAGAUUAACAGAUGCUGUCCGUGUCAUUUUGUCCAUGUUCAAUGGUGGUACAAAUGGUGGUUGGGCAACUUAUGAAUUGUCUCGUACACACUCAUGGAUUGAAAUUAUCAAUCCUGCUGCUUUGUAUGGUGAAAUUAUGAUUGACUAUCCACACACUGAAUGUACAAGUGCCUGUAUUACUGCCUUGUUGCAAUUCAAGAAACACUUCCCACAAUCUCCAUACGUUCCAAUGAUUGAUGAUAGUAUCAAACAUGCUAUCAAAGUAAUUGAAGGAAAACAAAUGGAAGAAGGUGGUUGGUAUGGUGGUUGGGCUGUCUGUUUCUGUUAUGGUACAUGGUUUGCCACUACUGCCAUUGUCAGUGCUGAUCCAACACUCAACUAUGGUAAUUCACAAGCUUUGAAGCGUGGAUGUGAUUUCAUUGUUGCCAAACAAAUGGAAGAUGGUGGUUGGGGAGAAAGUUAUCUUUCAUGUGUGACUCACCGUUAUUCACAUGCUGAAACUUCACGUGUUAUCAGUACUGCUUGGUCUUUACUCGCCUUGAUGACUUCAAAUUAUCCAAAUCUUAAGGUUAUUGAAAAGGGUAUCUAUUGUUUGAUGAGAAAACAAUUACCAAAUGGUGACUUCCCACAAGAAUCCAUUUCUGGUGUUUUCAAUCACAAUUGUAUGAUUACCUAUACAAACUAUAGAAAUAUCUUCCCAAUCUGGGCUUUAUCCAUGUACAUGAACAAGUAUCACUCUAAAUUAGUUCAAUAA
Messenger RNA from Naegleria gruberi, 2418 nucleotides. Its product is annotated as cycloartenol synthetase. The record is from RefSeq and is a predicted model, not a curated record. Gene Ontology annotation, cellular component: lipid droplet. Gene Ontology annotation, molecular function: intramolecular transferase activity. Gene Ontology annotation, biological process: triterpenoid biosynthetic process. Lineage: Eukaryota; Heterolobosea; Eutetramitea; Acrasida; Naegleriidae. The transcript is spliced from 2 exons. The coding region runs from base 1 to 2418 and encodes 805 amino acids.